AUGAUCAAUAAUCCUAAGGUAGACAGUUUAACGGAGAAAGCCAAGGCUGCCAACUCUAAAGAGUUGGAGCAGGCGGCUUCGCCAGAGCCGGCCCCUGUCCCCCCUGCUGGUAGGCAGCAGUAUCCAAUCACGUUCAACUUGACUUCCAGUUCGCCUUUCCACCUUCGUGACCGUCAUCGUUAUUUGCAGGAUCAAGAGCUUUACAGGUGCGCUUCUAGGGACUCGUUGUCUUCCUUACAACAACUUGCCCAUACGCCUAAUGGGUCGACCAGGAAGAAAUACAUGGUGGAGGAUCAGUCUCCGUAUUGGCCGGAAAAUCCGGCCAUUGCGGCCCCCUCUCCUAACCCCACGACUUGCAUCAACUACCUGAGACCAAGAAUGCAGUUCACAGGCUACCAGAUCUCGGGGUACAAGCGAUAUCAGGUUACAGUAAACUUGAAAACGGUUCAUUUACCGACAGGCCGCUGUACCUCGCUGUCCCCUCAUUUAUCCGGAUUUUUGUCGAUAAGAGGUCUCACCAACCAACACCCGGAAAUCAGUACGUAUUUUGAAGCUUACGCCGUGAACCACAAAGAAUUAGGCUUUUUGUCCUCCAGUUGGAAAGAUGAACCCGUCCUAAACGAAUAUAAAGCCACAGAUCAAACUGACUUGGAACACUGGAUAAACUUCCCUUCUUUCAGACAGCUCUUUUUAAUGAACCAAAAAAAUAGCAUUAACUUAACUCAUGACAGUACUGCUACGAGUGCAAUUAAGGACUCUCAACCACAACAGCAAUUACCCACUACGUCGAGCACGGACGCUAAUAACAUAUCAAGGAUUUUCAGCCAAGAAAAGCAAUUCGGUGACUAUCUAGAUGAAAGAUUUAUAUUCAUGAAAUGGAAGGAGAAGUUUUUAGUGCCAGACGCCCUACUGAUGGAAGGCGUAGACGGCGCGUCUUACGAUGGAUUUUAUUACAUUGUCCAUGACCAAGUUACCGGUAACAUUCAAGGGUUCUACUACCACCAGGAUGCCGAAAAAUUCCAACAACUGGAACUCGUACCGUCGCUAAAGCACAAAAUCGAGUCCAGCGAUUGUUCCUUUGAAUUUGCUUGA
Messenger RNA from Saccharomyces kudriavzevii IFO 1802, 1092 nucleotides. RefSeq names its product glucose-induced degradation complex subunit VID24 (gene VID24). The transcript has a single exon. Lineage: Eukaryota; Fungi; Ascomycota; Saccharomycetes; Saccharomycetales; Saccharomycetaceae. The coding region runs from base 1 to 1092 and encodes 363 amino acids. Gene Ontology annotation, cellular component: GID complex; extrinsic component of membrane. Gene Ontology annotation, biological process: protein targeting to vacuole; protein catabolic process in the vacuole; proteasome-mediated ubiquitin-dependent protein catabolic process. The record is from RefSeq and is a predicted model, not a curated record.